AUGCCAUCCGCGCCACCAGCAGAGCAGUCGCUCGAGCGACUCCCGACCCGCACACUCCUCGAGGGCCACCUCGGGCACCUCACGACACAGCAGCAAGCGGUACUCGACAAAUUCAAGCAGCGGCUAGAAGAGAGGGGCUACUAUAGACCGGCGCGGGACGGGAAGAAACCGUCACACGAGGAGAACACCCUCGUACGCUUCCUGCGGGCCAGGAAGUUCGAUGUCAAUGGCGCGUAUGAGCAGUUCACGGCGGCGGAAGACUGGAGGAAAGGGCAACGGGUAGACGAGCUAUACGACACAUUCCCGCUAGACGAGUUCGAGAUGGCCCGAGAGCUUUAUCCGCAAUGGACCGGCCGACGCGACAAACAAGGACUCCCACUCUACGUCUUCGAAGUCGGCGCCUUGACCCGCCAAAAGACCGAUUCCUACGCCAAGGCCUCCUCGCGCCUCGAACCGCGCAUGUUCGCCCUCUACGAACACAUGCUGUCGUUCGUCCUGCCACUCGCAUCCGACACGCCUCAUCCGCAUCCCGAGACGCCCAUAAGCGGGAGUUCGACGAUUGUCGACGUGUCGAAUGUCUCGUUGAGGAGGUUUUGGAACUUGAGGGAACACAUGCAGCGCGCGUCGGUGUUGGCGACGGCCAGAUACCCCGAGACGCUGGGGUCGAUCUACCUAGUCGGCGCACCCAACUUUUUCGGCGUCGUCUGGUUCGACCCGAACACGGUCAGCAAAAUCCACAUCCUCUCUUCCUCUUCCCUCACCUCGACUCUCGCGCAACACAUCUCCCUCUCGUCUAUCCCUGUCAAGUACGGUGGACAACUCGAGUGGGCGUUUGGCGACAAGGGACCGAGGUUGGAUGAGCAGACGCGCGCGGUUAUGAGGUUGGAGGAGGGGGAGGAGUGUCCCCGCGGACCGGUUAGGUGGGAGGAUGGGAGGGUGAGAGUUGUGGGUGGAGAGGGAAGGAGCGAGGAGGAGAGGAGGAGGUGGGCGGAUCGGGCGGAGGAGGGGGAGAAGGGCGAGGCGAUGGGGGUGAAUGGGGUGGUGAACGGCGAGGCAGAAGGAAAAGGUGAGGAGAAGGAGGAGGAGGAGCGGGAAGGGCGCGAGGAGAAGCAAGAAGUCGCCUCGGCUACCUCGACCGCUCCGACCGCCUCGAACGGCACGACUUCCCCACCCUACUUCGACGCACCCUCCCCUUCCGCCCCCGCAGCCGCCUCGUCUACACCCGUCACCGCCAAAGUCGACGUCCCCACCGCUUCACAAUCCGACGCCCUCCCUCCUCCUCUUACGAGUUCGACUCUUCCCCCUUCUUUAUUCGCGCCCACACCCAUCGAGAACGGCGCGCACAAGGAGGAGAAAGAGGCGCACGACAUCCAUGUUGCAGCGAGGGAGAACCCAGCUGCGCCGGUCAAGGAGCUGGCGAGCGUGUUGGAGGGGACGACGUUGUGA
Molecule: messenger RNA, 1446 nt
Organism: Rhodotorula toruloides NP11
Lineage: Eukaryota; Fungi; Basidiomycota; Microbotryomycetes; Sporidiobolales; Sporidiobolaceae
Product: phosphatidylinositol transporter
Exons: 7
Coding region: 1-1446 (481 amino acids)
Source: RefSeq, a predicted model, not a curated record